AAGAAAAAAAGAGUAUAAUUUAGACCACUGUUGCCUUACCUACCGAGCUAAAUAACUGUCGGCAAACCUCUGUUUAGACACAAAAACCCACACACAAAAAAAAAAAAAAAAAACUUUCUUUAGGUCGUUUUUUCUCUUGUACAUUCUAAAGCCUCCUUGUUGUUGGUGGUGGCUCCGCCGCCAGAUCACCGGAGACACACGCAACAAUGCAGCACCGCCGCAGUGAUUCUUCUGGGUUUGUACGGCCAGCUUGGUUUCGUUAUGCCGUUUUGCUGGUUGUACACUGUCGUUUGGUGGUUGAUGUGUCUGCUAAAGGCGCUCAACCCCAGCCGCAGCACACCCUGACGGACCUGCAUUGGAAACCCGCCACCGCCACCUGGUACGGAAGCCCCGAAGGCGACGGCAGUGACGGUGGGGCGUGCGGAUACGGGUCGUUGGUGGACGUGAGGCCACUGAGGGCGAGAGUGGGGGCGGUGAGUCCAGUGCUGUUCAAGAACGGGGAAGGUUGUGGGGCGUGCUACAAGGUGAAGUGUCUGGACAACAACAUCUGCUCGCGGAGGGCGGUGACCAUCGUUGUGACGGACGAGUGCCCCGGCGGCUACUGCGCAAACGGCCGCACCCACUUCGACCUCAGUGGUGCAGCAUUCGGGCGCAUGGCUCUGGCCGGGGAGGGAGGACAGCUCAGGAACCGAGGAGAGCUUCCCGUUAUUUACCGCCGGACACCAUGUAAAUAUCCUGGAAAGAACGUUGCCUUCCAUGUCAAUGAAGGCUCAACAAAUUAUUGGCUUUCUCUUCUGGUGGAGUUUGAGGAUGGAGAUGGAGACGUUGGGGCAAUGCAUAUAAGAGAAGGAAGUUCUAACCAGUGGCUAGAAAUGAGCCAUUUAUGGGGAGCAAAUUGGUGCUUUAAUGGGGGGCCCUUGAAAGGACCAUUUUCAGUGAAGUUAAAGACACUUUCAACAGGAAGGACUCUCUCUGCCAGAGACGUUAUUCCCAGCAAUUGGUCUCCAAAAGGAACUUACACUUCUCGCUUCAACUUCUUCUCUUGAAUUAAAAUUCCCGACUUUCACAAAAAAGAAAGCCAACUCCUUUUUUCCCCCCAUUUGUAUGCCCUGAAAGGCUCUCCCUGGUUUGGUUUCCCACGACACCAAAAGUAGCCGUUGUCGGGUUGUUCUUCUUUUCUUUUUUUUUUUUUUUUUUUUUUUUUUUUUUUUUUUUUUUAGGGAAAAGUAGCCGUUGGAAUGCACAACAAAUAAUAGCAUAGCAUCCGAUGCUCUUCCCUUUUUCUUUUCUUUUUUUUUUUCUUUUUUUUUUGUUUGUUGUUAAUCUUUUCUUGUGGGUUAGAGUGUGGAAACUGGUUUUUUUUUUGAUAAUUCAGUGUGGAAACUGGUUAGUAGAUAUGUAGCCCCUCUCCAAAGGAGAGAGAGCGUAUGUUGUUGACUUUUUGUUUGCUUUGUAACUUGUAAGUUUGUGGGCCCUGUCUUUAAUGAAUGUGGACCGUUGAUCCCAAGUAUUUUAAUUAAC
Morus notabilis is the source of this 1521-nucleotide messenger RNA. Its product is annotated as expansin-B3-like. NCBI's taxonomy places the organism in Eukaryota, Viridiplantae, Streptophyta, Magnoliopsida, Rosales, Moraceae. Gene Ontology annotation, cellular component: extracellular region; plasmodesma. The record is from RefSeq and is a predicted model, not a curated record. The transcript has 4 exons. Bases 207 to 1046 code for a protein of 279 amino acids. Gene Ontology annotation, biological process: sexual reproduction.